Torulaspora delbrueckii is the source of this 438-nucleotide messenger RNA. It is a transcript of the gene RPB8, whose product is annotated as DNA-directed RNA polymerase core subunit RPB8. Lineage: Eukaryota; Fungi; Ascomycota; Saccharomycetes; Saccharomycetales; Saccharomycetaceae. Bases 1 to 438 code for a protein of 145 amino acids. Gene Ontology annotation, biological process: DNA-templated transcription. Gene Ontology annotation, molecular function: DNA-directed RNA polymerase activity. The record is from RefSeq and is a predicted model, not a curated record. Gene Ontology annotation, cellular component: RNA polymerase III complex; RNA polymerase II, core complex; RNA polymerase I complex. The transcript has a single exon.
AUGUCGAGUACGUUGUUUGAUGAUAUUUUUGCUGUGACGGAUGUAGAUCCAGGUCGGUACAAUAAAGUUUCGCGGAUCGAAGCGAGUUCAACGACUCAGGACCAGUGUAAAUUGUCCCUAGAUGUGAAUACAGAUUUAUUCCCAGUGCAAUUGCAAGAACAGUUGACAGUAACGAUUGCAAGUUCUCUAGGAGUGGACGAGGGUGCUAAUGAUAGUUCUGCUACUCGUUCGUGGAGGCCGCCACCACCGGGCGAGAGAUCUUUGGCGGAUGAUUACGACUAUGUGAUGUACGGUACGGCGUACAAAUUCGAAGAAGUGUCAAAGGAACUUAUCGCUGUGUAUUAUUCGUUUGGUGGGCUUCUGAUGAGACUCGAAGGAAAUUACAGAUCGUUAAACAACGUUAAGCAAGAAAAUGCAUAUUUGUUGAUUCGUCGUUAG